AUGUCCAAAUACGCAAAAAUAUUUUUAAUUUCACUUUUCCAUAAAACAAGAAUACAGCCCGAUAAACUAAAAAAAUUAUAAAAAAUGUCAAAAUUUUGUAGCAAUUUUGGCACACUAACAUAUCUUGAAUUAGAUAUUUUAAGAAAAGGAUUGAUGCUCGAAACAGAAUCUGUACAUCAGGAGUACUUAACAAAAGCCCGACAUGUAAAUGAUUGCACAGCAAGUAUAGGCACAAAUGAAAAUCAAUUGAUUCACAUAGAUAAUUGCAUGGAGAUGUUAAAACUGAAUAUAGCAAGUUUGGAGGAAGAGUUACUACUCAUUGAAUGCGAUUUGAUUGAAUGCUCUAAAGUUGUGGAGACCAUAGAAAAUUCCCAAAAUUGUAGCAUUUGCAGGUGUCUUGGAAUUCCACCAAAAACUGAACGCGAAAAGUUCAUGGACUUGUUGCAAAAAACUUCAUUUCAUAUUUGGCAAUUAUAUGAUUUUUCAUCGCACGUAGAGAAGAUUAUAAAACAUUUUUGUGUUCCAAAGACCACCUACGAUAUUUUGAUCAUAUCGGCUGCUUACUUUCAGAUUUUUCGUAUUUUAAAUUGUCAUAAUGUCAUUUUAUGUAAUACCGAACGGAACAUGGAUUUAGUUAUGGACAAAUUGCUAGCAAUAACCAAUUAUCUAACCUGGAACAAAAGUUUCUUCCGCAGACCACUUGGCAAGCGUACAUUGAACUCCUGAAGUACACAACAAAUUGAAAG
Messenger RNA from Musca domestica (house fly), 746 nucleotides. RefSeq lists its product as uncharacterized. Lineage: Eukaryota; Metazoa; Arthropoda; Insecta; Diptera; Muscidae. The record is from RefSeq and is a predicted model, not a curated record. Bases 85 to 726 code for a protein of 213 amino acids. The transcript has 3 exons.